UUGGCCACCAUAUUUAACCCCCAACUAUAAAACCUUUAUUUUCCUCUCUGUCACUCUUCUCUCUCUCUCUCAAGCUGAAGCUAGGGUUUUUCUCUGCAUUGUACGACCUCAACAAGCUUCGGCUUCAUUUGUACGAUCUUUGAAGAUGUACACUUCCAAGAAGAAGAUUCACAAAGACAAGGAUGUCGAACCAACUGAAUUUGAGGAGACAGUUGCACAGUACCUCUUUGAUUUGGAGAAUACCAACCAGGAACUGAAAAGUGAUCUGAAGGAUCUCUACAUAAAUUCUGCAGUUCAAAUGGAUGUUUCUGGAAAUCGCAAGGCAGUUGUAAUCUAUGUCCCCUAUAGAUUGAGGAAGGCUUUUCGCAAGAUUCAUCUGCGGCUUGUUAGAGAGUUGGAGAAGAAAUUCAGUGGAAAGGAUGUAGUCUUUGUUGCUACCCGAAGGAUUUUGAGGCCACCUAAGAAAGGCUCUGCUGUUCAGCGACCUCGCACCCGUACACUAACUGCUGUCCACGAUGCCAUUCUAGAAGAUAUUGUUCAUCCUGCUGAGAUUGUUGGAAAGCGCAUCAGAUACCGAAUUGAUGGAUCCAAGAUAAUUAAGAUUUUCUUGGACCCGAAAGAAAGGAUCAACACUGAGUACAAAUUGGAGUCAUUAGCUGGAGUUUAUAGGAAGCUUACUGGGAAAGAUGUUGUGUUUGAGUAUCCAAUCACAGAGCCUUGAAGUACCUGCCAUUGAUGAUGUGUUUUGGUGCUGUUGUUUCAUUUGAGUUUUACAAUGCUUUAAAUAGGUCAUCUUAUCUUGAAAAUUUUGACUUGGGAAUUUGAUUUUUGUGCUCAAAGGAAUUAUUGUUUCUUUCCCUUAUUUAAUGUGCUGCUGGUGAGUUGUUCAUUGUAUUAGUUUAAAGAUUUGUUUUCAUUUGGCCGAUGUCAAAAUGGUUAUGAUAUUUUAAUUUAUCUUUCACUUUCAGAGUA
Molecule: messenger RNA, 972 nt
Organism: Ziziphus jujuba (common jujube)
Lineage: Eukaryota; Viridiplantae; Streptophyta; Magnoliopsida; Rosales; Rhamnaceae
Product: small ribosomal subunit protein eS7
Exons: 6
Coding region: 146-721 (191 amino acids)
Biological process (GO): rRNA processing; ribosomal small subunit biogenesis; translation
Cellular component (GO): cytosolic small ribosomal subunit; 90S preribosome; ribosome
Molecular function (GO): structural constituent of ribosome
Source: RefSeq, a predicted model, not a curated record